GUGUCGAUGACCUGCUGUCAACGCCCAACAAUAGUGGCCCGUCUCAAGGGCUGCCUUCGCAGGUGGAUGCCUUUGACUGGCUUGAUGCCAAGAUGGAGGCAGUACGCAAAGCUCAGGUCUCCCCGAAGCACGUGUCGUUGUACAGCAGAUUGCCACCGAGCUCCAUGGGAACGACCAAAAGUGCCACAGUGUGUGGCGUGCCCCUGUUGCGACCUCCACCAUCGCGCGACAAGCGCCUGUUCCCCAGUGAUGUGCAGGUGACGGGCGUGGACUUACUGCAGCAGCUUCCGCCGCCUCCGACGCUUCCAGCACCACUUGCCCAGGUGAGGCCUUUCCUGGUGAGUCCCUCGGUGGCGCCCUCACAGUCCACCGGGUCAAGCCGUCGUGUGGACAAGCAGGAGACCAUACUGGAGCCCGUGCUGCUCCCUUCCGUCCGGGACAGCCAAGGCCCGGCCAGUGGCUCGUCUCCUGUGGCCCUUCUGCGCACACUGCUUCCAGGUAUCUCGGAGUCCGAGUGUCGGCGGGCGCUAGCACUGGCCCGGGGCAACCCGCAUGUGGCACUUCAGCAGAUGCAGCUGGCGAGGCUUCAGUCUCUGGGCAUCGCGGGCAGGGGCGAGUGCGAGGCAGCCCUGCGCGCGUUUAACUGGGACGCCGACCAGGCAGCCUCGCACCUCCUCGACACCAGGGACAGAAACGCGUGAACAAUUGUACGUGGUCUGCCGAAUCUUCUGCGUUCGGUACGAAAGAUCGAACGGCAACAACGGCUUAUGAUAUAAAUGUCGCCGUAGCGCUGAACGAAAGAAGGCCAACUUUAAGGGCUCCUUUUUCUUUGGUAUAUUGAUAAGAACUAACAGAUAAUAAUGGCAAGGAAAAUAUGGGGGAUGAUAUUUGUAGUAAUUAUGACAUAAAUGUAAACAAAGUCAAGUGGACGAAAAGAGGCCGCCGGCAGGGGCCGAACCUACAAAAUUCGAUUAACACGUCCGAUGCUCUACGAAUUGAGCUACGGCAGCGGUCAUCCCCCCGUCCACCUCAUUGGGUGCAUGUAAAGCUGGGAGUGUUAGCGCGGAUCGUAGCCAUAGCGGCCAGUGUGGAACUCUUUUAUUGCGAUAGCAAAUAUAUGGACAGUCUCGGCUGGUUUUUGCCGCCACCGUCAUGCACCGUAUAUUUAUAAGUAUCUAUAUAUAUAAAUGUCCCAAAGCAAAAUAAUUCACUAAAAUGCUUCCGAAGCGCGGAAUCGAACCAGCGACCCCUAUCCGCGCAGCGCGUGGCGCUAACCACUACGCCACAAAGCGCAGAUCCUUCAGGUAGCUAACGGCGAGCGUUAUAUACACACCCUUCACCGCUGGCAGGACUCAGAGACGGCAGGCGCUUAUAAGCGUUUCUUCAUUACCAGCUAGAUGGCGCCAGGAGCAACGGGCACAUUUAAAAGUUGUCGGCCAGCUCGCUCGUUUCUUCUACUAUUUGCGCAGGGAGAACCUUGCCCUUCCGCUGUCUGCUCGCGCGGUAGUUGCUGACGGGGGGUAGAUGUUUUUGCAGCGUAGCAGCGCGUUCAUCACGGGCCGCUUUUCUUGCCGCUUUCUGCACAUCGCGUUGGGGGAACGGGGGCACCCGUUGGAAAUCGUUCGUCGCAAUGUUUGUCGUCGUAAAGCUGCUUCUCGAUCCUUGGGAAACUGUUAAUCGUUGCAAGCUGACGGGCGUGGUCAGCGCGGGCAAUAGCGUCACGUGCUUGUUCCAUGGUUGAUUCUGCAGCUGUCGGAAGGAAGGUAUCCAAUGAGGAUCUGGGGAAUGGGGUGUCCAAAGAAAAGGUGAAGCGGUGGGUAUCCAGCAGUGUCGUGCCGGGAGGAGUUGUACGCGAACGUCACGUAUGACAGUGCAAGGUCCCAGUCACGACUGUCGGCCGUCAUAUUUCAAAAGCAUGUCCGUCAAGGUCUGGUUUAAGCGCUCUGUAAGCCCGUUUGGGGGUAUUACGAAGUGGUGAGCUUAUGCUGGGUCAAGCAGGAACGCAGGAUAUUGUCAAUCACUUGAGAAAGGAAGGAAGGCCUCGGUCUGUCAGCAAUUGCUGUGGGGUACUGUGCACUAAAAUAUUAUCCCGAAGUAAAAAAUAAUCGACGUCUAUAGCGCAGCUGGUUGGCAGGACUCGUGUGAUUGCGUAGCGGGUCGCGUAAUCGGUAGCAACGGCAACCCACUUGUUUCCUGAAGCGGAUGUUGGAAAGGAACCGAGAAGGUCGAAACAGACUCGAAAGAAGGGCUGCGAUGGGAUGUCAAUAGGCUGAUGAUACCCGGCAGGAAGUUCUGGCGGCUUCUUGCGGCGCUGACAACUUCGCAGGCGUUGACAUAACGCCGCACAGAGCGUGCAAGGCCAGUCCAGUAGAAGCGGCAGCGCACACGGUCAUAUGUGCGAGAAAUGCCAAGGUGACCAGCGGUUGAGGCGUCAUGAAGCUCGCGGAGGGCUGUGGAGCGCAGAUGCUUUGGUACGACCACCAGUAGAUCGGGACCGGCGUGUGACGAAUUACGCUGAUAUAAGGUGUUAUCUUUCAAGGCAAACAUGCGUGUGGGGAGGAUUUCAUCCGUUGUAUUAUUCGACUUUUAUGCGGAUCCCGACGCUGCUCGCCGUCGUGGCGAAACAAGUGGGAGAGGAAAAAUAUGCAAUCGAUGGAUUCAGUGCUCGUAGAGUCCCAGUCGGCCACAGGGUAGCGUGAUAGCAAUCAACAUCUUUGUAUAGUCUACCAGUACUGUACACUACCGUGUAGGUAUACUCUUGCAAGCGGAGUGCCCAGAAAGCGAGACGACCUGUGGGAUCUUUCAAAGAGGCGAGCAAACAAAGGGCAUUGUGGUCGGUGAUUACUGUAAACGGUCAUAUGGUAGAAUUACCGCAAAUACCACGUCGAGUCCGUCUCCGACCAUGUCCGCCUCCCGUCUUCUCUCGUCGUGGUAUUUGCGCUAAUUCUUCCAUAAGAAUGAACGAACUCGCCCAACAAGUCACUCUACUGUAAACGGUCAGCCGUAUAAAAGCGAAAUUUCGCAACUGCCCACACCAGAGCGAGGCGUUCGCGCUCCGUGAUUGAAUAAUUCGCUCCGAGGUGGACAGCAGCCUGCUGGCAUAGGCUAUUACGCCAUUACGUCCACGUUGUCGCUGGCCCUACACAGCGCCUAUUCCGUAACCACUGGCGUCAGUGCAGACUUCGGUUGGCGCUGAAGGGUGGGCCAGAACAAGGGAAGAUGUGAGCAGUGCGACGAGCUUGGAGAAAGCUCUUGCUUGCGAGGGACCCUAGUUAAAGGUCACGUCUUGUUUUAGAAGGUAAGUGAGAGGUUUAGCAAUUUCGGCAAAGUCUUUGACAAACCGGCGGAAGUGCCCCACAAAGCUGCGAACAUCUUUGGCGGUUGUCGGCACAGGGAAGUCCUUCACGGCUGAAAUUUUUUCCGGACCAGGCUGUACGCCGGAAGCAUGCCCAAAAAUCGUAAUGCGGCGGCGGCCGAACUGGCACUUGGACAAAUUCAGCAGAAGUGCGGCGAGACGGAACACUUCAAGAAUGGCUGAGUCUCUCCAGGUGAGUUUCAAACCUGGGCGAACGCACAAUUACGUCGUCUAAAUAACAUAGACACGUAGACCACUUGAAUCCGUGAAGCAGGGAGUCCAUCGUUCGUUCGAAUGUGGCUGGGCCAUUACUUAUGCCGAAGGGCAUGACCUUGAGCUGGUAGAGGCCAUCAGGUGUUACAGCGGCCGUCUUCUAUCGGUCCACGGGGUCCACAGCGGUCUGCCAAUAUCCGUAACGAAGGUCAAUGGAAGAGAAGUAUGCGGCACAUGCAGACAAUCAAUGGCGUCACCGAUUCGCGGUAGUCUUUCCUUGGGCUGUUGUUGAGGUGGUGAUAGUCCACACAAAAUCGCCGUGAUCCGUCCUUCUUUUUAACUAAGACUACCGAAGACGCCCAGGGACUGGAGGACGGCUCUAUAAUGUCAUUCGCUAGCAUCUUGUUUACUUCCUGUCGGAUGACGCUCCGUUCAGACGCAGACGCUCUCUAGGAGUGGCGGUGAACAGGCUUGGCAUCAUGUAGGCGCCUUUAGGUACGCCGGCAGAAUUCUCUGUUUUAUAUUAAAGAGCCUUCUCUCUCUCUCUCUCACCUGUGUGUAUGCGAUGCUGGACAACGGACGCCUGCCCUAAAGGUCGGUCACCGAAACCAAAAACGUCCUGGCAGGACCCGAGAAAGCGCUGGAGGGCUUCAACGUGUUCAGGCGGAAGGUGAGAGGCGAUCAUGUUUAAAAUUUGACGGAUGCCACAAUUUGUUAUCGGUGGUGGGUGCUGCGUAGGAACGGCAUCGAGGGGGAAAGCUUCGGCCUGUGAAUCUAGCGGCGAACGAAGGUGGGCUACGGAAAUACCUUACGAGCACUUGAUUUGUGAAACCGAAAUUUAAAACUGGUAGCCAGGUUCUAUUACCCGCGAUACUGAAAACCGUAUAGGGAACAGCAACACAUUGCGUGAGCAGCAAGUCGGUAAGAGGCGCAGCGUAGUAGUCGCCGUCUGGCACAGCUGAUGAGCAUAACAUAGCGACUACGUCACAGUUUUCGGGGUAGAUGAAUUAAGUCGCUUCAGUGUAAUCGGCACGAAGGUUAGUACAGGGGGUCACCGAAUUAUGGCAGUUCAUGACGGAGCACACCGACGGAGCAAUCAACAAGCGCAGUAUUGGCAGCCAGAAAAUCCAGUACAAGUAUGACGCCGUGGGGGCAUAUGGCAAGAAUAGUAAAAAUUCGAGGAGGGACGAAGCAUGUAGGAAAGGGUGUUUCAGCUCCGCUAACGUGAAACCUGUAGAGGGGCGAAGCAUACAGUGUGCGCCGGUGUUUCUCACAAGAAAAUCACUCCUAAUGGGCAAUCAGAGAAAGAAAAGAGCUUAGACAAAGAGACCCGCAGUCCGCUUUUAGUUAACGUGCACGCUGCGAAUCUUUAUUGUUCAACUACGCACAAGAGAAACCUCCCACCGGCACUACAUUGCAGGUCAAGAUCCAGUGCCUAUACAUAUGCGGUGGCCGGUGAACGGUUGUGCACCGCGAGCAGUUGGUUUUUUCAAUCAAGAAACUCGCUAGCAGACGCUGGCUGCGUCGGCGUUGUCUCUCGCGGGCGUGGACGCGUUAUCGUUCCUUGCGAGCUGGUAGCAGAGUUCAUCGCAGAAAAUGCGUUUGCGAAGUAAACGCGCGCCGUUCUCUCUCUUUUGCCACACGGUGAGCGCUGAGGCGGUGGCGCCCUCUCUUGCGCUCCUGCAUAUAGACGUCCCGACAGCAGACGAUGCACGCCGACACGUCGAGGCCUUAAGUUGUUUCGCCCCUAAAAGGACGACCACCUGAUGACUGGCAACGGUAAGUGGAGCUGUACACAUUCCU
Messenger RNA from Rhipicephalus sanguineus (brown dog tick), 5371 nucleotides. RefSeq names its product activated CDC42 kinase 1. Bases 93 to 701 code for a protein of 202 amino acids. Gene Ontology annotation, molecular function: protein binding. The transcript is spliced from 4 exons. Lineage: Eukaryota; Metazoa; Arthropoda; Arachnida; Ixodida; Ixodidae. The record is from RefSeq and is a predicted model, not a curated record.